GUUAGUGACGCAGCGGUGGAAGAGCGUGUCAGGUGUCUCAAGGUUUCACAAAAAGAGUGACAACGGAAGUUCGCACAGGUAUUUAGAUCGCAGCCAGAGAUGGAAAGUGGUCCAUUCAAUCGACGUUCCUGGGCGGCACAGUCCCUGCGUGUCACUGCGAAGGAGCUGUCCCUCAGCGGCCGAGGGAAAAACAACGCCAUUGCUGAACGCUUCUCCAAGUACCAGAAAGCUGCUGAGGUGUCCAGUUCCGAGAAGAAAAAAGGAUCUUCUGAGAGUGCAUCACCCAAACUGCGGUUAGGCAACCUCAGUGCUCUGAAGAAGCGCUGGGAGCAGGCACAGGUGAAGCCUUCUUCGGUCCCAGCUCCUAGCCAGUCGAGCACUCGCUGCAGGCUUCCUGCUCUGGCCAGGCCUGCUUCUAUCACUGAGCCCCGUCCUCCAUUAAAGAGCCCUGGCCUGCCCACCGAUCAGGGAGGUCAGCUCACAGCCAGUUGUGUCCUGCAGCCCGGAGCAGCUCCAGAAGCAUCCGAAGGUGAAGAGCAGAGGGGGAUGGACAGGAAUGAGCUGACACACCAUGGAAGACCUGAAAAGCUUGAUGAGAAGGUUCCAACCAGCCUGUGUGCCUCUUAUGAAAAACCCAGAGUGCCACUGACCAACCUGAAGAUGAAGUUUGAGAGGGGAGAGGAUAUCAUGGGCAAGGGUGGCAGGACGACACUACGCAGUACUUCAUCAGAGGACAUGGACCAACAUGGUCUGUCUGUGCAUGACAGAGUUCUGGAUUCCACAUCCAUGAAGGAGAAGAUGGCCAAAUACCAGGCUGCCGUUUUUAAACAAGGCACCUCUCGCUCUGGUCUGGACCCAGAGGUGCCUGCUCCUAAAACAUGUGCACCAGUAAAUCAGAACCACAAUCCUGCACCUGAGUGCAAUGGGGAGAGCAGCGAGCAACCCAAAGCAUCAAGAAAGUUCAGCCCACCGGUGAAGGAGACGUGCAUUGCUUGUCGGAAGACGGUGUACCCGCUGGAGAGACUGAUGGCUCUUCAACAUGUCUACCACAAAAGUUGCUUUCGCUGUGUUCACUGCAACACAAAGCUCAGUCUUGGGAGUUAUGCCUCUCUGCAUGGCAACGUCUACUGCAAGCCCCAUUUCAGCCAGCUGUUUAAAGCUAAAGGCAACUACGAUGAGGGCUUUGGCCAUCGGCCUCACAAGGAGCUUUGGGAGCCUCGUGAAGAUGGAGACCAAGGUGAGGAAGAGGUGACGCCAAAGGAACAAGAGGAACCAGCAGUGGUGACGCGUCCAGCUGAGAGUAUCUCAGACAAACAGGAGACCCCAACUGUUGAAACAUCCCCACAGGUAAAGGUGACAGACCUAACUGCCUUACUUGAGACACGUGUGCAGACACACGCCAGGUCUGGGGAGAAGCUUGAGUCUACAGAGAAGCUGGCUGAGAAACGCAGGCUGAGGAUCGCCUGGCCUCCCCCAGCUGACGAAGGCCACUCUGGGACAGAAGCACUUAGUCCAGUCACAGAGGGAGUUUCUUCUGGCCGACCCUGGAGAUCCAAGUGGCCCCCAGGGGACGAGGAGCCAUCAUCCUUCCAGAGCUCAGACCAAGCUGAACUGAAGAGCCUGAGGAGGAGCUCUUCUCUAAAGGAGCGCAUACGGCCUUUUACAAUCGCAGCUAAACCCAGCCCCGCAACCAAUAUGGGACCCAGGGAACCUCGUCGCCCUCUCAAAUCCCUGCUGGAAUGGAGAACAUCAUUCGAGGAAAAACAAUCAUCUGGAGAACCACCCAAAGAGAAUAAGCUGGAGCAUCAGCAAGGGAAACAGCAGGAGAAAAAAGAGAAGACGAUGCCUCAAAUUCAGAGCCAAGACACAGCUAAUGAACAUGAGGCCAUCUUAGAGGAGGACGUGGAGAGAGAGCAACAGGAAGAAAGAAAGAAACGAGUACAGAGAGGAAAGGCAGCAGCAGAGAAGAUGGUGGUAGAAGAAGGCUCUCUUCGAAGCAUCUCCCCAGAAAUCUCACCGUCCCCAUCUCCACCGUUACAGCCAAAACAAAACCGCGCCUCCCAGGAUGUGGGCUUCUGGGAGGAGGACAAGGAAGGAAGUGAUGCAGAGGAGCUGAGUGCAGAGGAUAUAAUCAAGAGGAACCGCUACUAUGACGAGGAGGACUCUGACUCAUAGGAACAACGUGCAGUCUUACUGUCAUGUCCAUCUACCAUAUAACACUUUCUCAGUUUAUAGGUAGAUCACAAAUGUAGCUUUGCCAGAUUUUAUAGUGUUAUGGGAGAGGUUUAAAAGAUGUGUAAUAGGUGUGUGUAUGUGCUUUUUUAUCGCAAUAUCUGCCUUUAAUUGUUAAAGUACAAAUACUUGAUUUUGAAAUAUAUAUUUGAAUUAUACUGUACAAUAUCUAAUACGGCUUGAAAAUUAACUGUGAUUAUACUGGAAGGUGGGCAUCUAUUAAAUGUAAUCAUCUCUUGAUAAUUAUAUGCACCAUCAGUGGUGUAUUGUCCAAAAACCAUUAUACUUUAUGCAGCGCUUUAAAUGCUGACAGGCAGAAGCUUCCGAUUCAAGCAAAACAGUCAAAAUGUCUAUUUUUGCUCUUUUUGCUAUUUUUGCAUAGAAUGCAUAAAAUACUGAAAUAUCUUAUACCAAAAAGCACACACUUUUUACAAGGUUUUUGGAGAGUAAAUGCCUUUUUGUAGUUCCAAUUUUUACAUAUUUCCUCAAUUUAAAUUGUAAAUUGAAGAAAAAGCAAAACAACCCUAAUGACGAUGAUCAGGGUUAGGGUUUAGCAAACUGCAAAAACUUAUAUUUACAGUUACUAGUAAUGUUUAAAUACUAUAGAGCAGACACUAAGUCGUCUCCUGCUUGGACUGUUAUUGAGCCUUUAACUUCUCCCAGCACCCGAACAUAUACAGACGAGUCAGGAAACCCUAAUACCACUAUCCUGCAGGGGGCUCUCUGGUUUGGAGGAGAAUUUGCUUUUUCCUGGUCAAAAUGUGCUUCUGAACUGUUCUAAUAACCAUAACUACAAUACAAGGAGAACAUGUGAUUAAUCAAGGUUUCUACUGAUAGCUAUCCUUUCAGUUUAAUAGCAAAUAAGUCAUCUCUUUGGACCUUCUGGAUGUGUGUUUAACAUUUUCAAAUGUAAAACUCUUGGUUUGCCCUGCCGAAUAUGUUUUUACAAAUUUGUAUAAUGACACUUCGGGCAUUACAGUCUGAACUGUUGUUGAAACAUAAUUAAAAUGUAAAUCCAGA
Cyclopterus lumpus (lumpfish) is the source of this 3252-nucleotide messenger RNA. Its product is annotated as LIM domain and actin-binding protein 1-like. The record is from RefSeq and is a predicted model, not a curated record. Gene Ontology annotation, molecular function: actin filament binding. The transcript has 10 exons. Gene Ontology annotation, cellular component: actin cytoskeleton; plasma membrane. NCBI's taxonomy places the organism in Eukaryota, Metazoa, Chordata, Actinopteri, Perciformes, Cyclopteridae. Gene Ontology annotation, biological process: actin filament bundle assembly. Bases 100 to 2175 code for a protein of 691 amino acids.